AUGACCAGACACAACUCGAGUCAUUUGCAUUUGGGCUCCACCAAUAAUCCUCGUUCUUCACACAAUCAUCCCAAGACCUCUCGAAAGAAUUCUUCAAGACUGAAAUCAAUGGCACCCACACAACCUAUGAACAGCACUCACUCGAAUGCAUCCUUCAACUUUAUUCAAGUCUCUUUUCAUAAUGUUGGACAACAAGUACCAACUCAAGCAAAACCAUCAAGAGCAGUGCUGAACACAGUCCUACCUUUGAAAUCAAAUAUCAAUGAAACCAAUGUUUUCCAAAUGGAAUAUCAACAAGAGGACGUAAAGUAUGGAAGUAAGGUUCCUCUCUAUCAUUGGAAGUUAAGCAACAAUCCAAAGAGAAAGUACAGACGAAAAGAGGAUACAGCAAGAUCCACAGCGCUCUUGGAAGCAACUCCUAAAGCAAUGGAUCGUGCUUCCCAGUGCCCUCAUCUCCCCAGCCAAUUGUUGAUCAAAGAAGAUUCAACAAAUGCCUCAGAGUGCAGGGAAGAGAUAUCAUCUUGCACCUCCUCUCAAACAAGCAGCCUCAGUAUCUGUUCUUCUGCAUCUUCAUCGAGUCCUCCAGUUUCUCCCUCCUCUACAAUUCCUCGUAUUCCAAGAACUCAAAUACGAAUUGAAGACUUGCUCAACCCUUUGAAUUAA
Messenger RNA from Naegleria fowleri, 663 nucleotides. RefSeq lists its product as uncharacterized. The record is from RefSeq and is a predicted model, not a curated record. The transcript has 2 exons. Lineage: Eukaryota; Heterolobosea; Eutetramitea; Acrasida; Naegleriidae. Bases 1 to 663 code for a protein of 220 amino acids.